Exophiala oligosperma is the source of this 2256-nucleotide messenger RNA. RefSeq lists its product as uncharacterized. Bases 1 to 2106 code for a protein of 701 amino acids. The record is from RefSeq and is a predicted model, not a curated record. The transcript has a single exon. NCBI's taxonomy places the organism in Eukaryota, Fungi, Ascomycota, Eurotiomycetes, Chaetothyriales, Herpotrichiellaceae.
AUGCUCCGCCCACCCUGGCUUCGAAGAUGGCUUCGACUCACACUCGUACUGAUCGUGUUGAGCGUCUGCGUACACAUCUUACAGCGAUGGUGGGAGGCAUCUCGUCACACCGAUCUCGAUUCCGUCGCCGGUUUCCAAUCACACAGAGAUCAAGAAACGCGCUUCACGGCUUUCAACAUCGCCGAGUUUCAGCAAUCAUCUCUGUAUCAGGAACAAAACCAGUACCUUGGACCUCGACGGCCGAUCCAGCCUGCGCAUCCACUCGUCCGCACCCUCACGACCUGCACGAGCGGCACCUUCAACCCCGUCACUCGCCACAUUCGUCUUCCCAACGACCUGUACAACGUCACCUUGACGCCUCCCGACGCACCUCACGACGACCGGGCGCGCUUCUUCAAUCCCGCCAUCUUACCUUUACCGUAUUGGUCCUCGGCCUCGGCGGCCGCGCGCGGUGCCAGAUACGUUCUCAUAUCUCGUCUCGUCACCGCGGGUCUGCAUCAAGAGUCGCACAUUUGUCUUGCCGACAUUUGCGUUCCCUUGCUGACAUCACAAACAUCCACGUCUGAGACUGCUACUGAUGAUUACAGCAGCCACUUGCCUUUGGCCACCGCCAAUGACAACGACACCUCCACCACCCACGACGACAACCACCAGUGGACUGCACCGAUCCGUCCGCGACGAGCCCAAGGCGGUGGUCGUCGUCCUCCAGCGGAUACACGACCCUGCACUGACUCCGACGCGAGACUCUUCGGUUCCCGAGGCGGUCUGCGCUGCCUCACAACGCCCGUCAAGAUCAACAUCCCACCCACGCCGGCCGAACGGUGCGACGACGUGUGGUCUGCAUUUCCCGACCUUCCAGGCUUCCAUGACCCGCGCGCAUUCUGGUCGGGAAAGGGCGAGCCCUUGAUCCUGGUCAACUCGGCGAGUCAAUACGGAUGUGCCGGGCUGUGGAUGGUGGAUCUGCGGACGGUAUUUCCAGACAUCGAAAAGGUGCUGAACAGGGGGAAAAGGAUCAUGGGACAGGUGACGAGUUACCCGCACCUCACCGAGAUCACGAGAAACCCAAGAAAGAGCCGUGCGAGCGUGGAGAAGAACUGGGUCUUGUGGUUUCCCGGUCGUGAUGAGGCGUACAUACAGUAUGAAUUGCUCGGGAAGCCCGAGGAUGGUAGAAGCAAUCAUCCUUUGACCCUUGCAAAUGUCGACAUAAUUGAAUUAGGAAUAGGGAUCAACACUACCAACCUAAACACUUACACAAACACUCGCAUCGAUGGACAUUUCAAGAUCAGUGCGUCAGGGGCCAGGAGUGUCGACAAUAAAAGGACAAGACUCGAACAAGGACGCACGUUCGCCAAACUCAUUGGCCACGGUCUCACGAGCACGAACCUUACACAUGUCGACGAAAUGCCUUGUUUCGGGCCAGAGGAUAUCAUCGACGGACUGGGAAAUCGCGGCCAUUGGCAUCAGGGCUCCAAUUCCCUUCGUCUGAUACUUUGUACGCGUGCACAGGCAAGGAGAGGCGAGUGUGAACAAGACGCCACGGUUGAAGAUGGGCGUUCUGUGCACUUCGCAAUUGUGCAUCGGAAGUUCACCAAUGAUAUGAAAUUGCCGAUGCGAUACGAAAGGUAUGUCGUUGUAUGGGAGAGUCGAGCCCCGUUCCAAAUGCUAGCAGUGAGCAAGUGGCCACUGUUAAUGAGCAAUGAACGUGCACAUCCAUGGACGGUCGAACAAAAUUGGCCUAGUAUGAAGAGCGGAUGGAACGCAUCAGGGUCGUUCAUGUGGAUGAACGAAAAGAGGACGCACGCUGGUAGGAACAGUGACAGUACCAGUACCAGGGCACAAGAAUUCGAGAACAGUGCCUACUUCAUGUAUACACCGAGUCUCGCGUGGGCUUGGAGGCCACAUUCCGUGUUGGUCGGCGAGGAACUGGAAGAGGAUGGGGACAUUGAGACCAUGUCUGAACUCGGCACAGGAUAUCUGGGUGAUGAUGUGCUUAUGGGCAUUGGCCUGGAUGAUGUGAAUCAGGCUUUUGCUAGAAUCAACGUGGAUGACCUCUUACGGUGUAUGAGAAUCUGUCCAGGAGUCAGGUUCAAAGAACCACACUCUUGAAAUGCAAAUACCUCAUACAUAUCUUGUUGAGCUUGUGCAACAAUCGAUGAACGUCUCGACCCUCAGAUUAGCUCUCUUAAGUUCUCAUGGACUGCCAGAAACAGGGAUGAUUGCAGAGGCAAUGCAUCGAACCCAUAACGGCUGUCUUUG